AGAGCACAUUUUUUUUUUGAAAAAUAUAAAAAAACACAGGUUUCAGUUAAUAAUUUAACUUUUUUACGUAUAUUUUUUUAAACUAAUUUGAUGCAUUAAAUUAAAUGUAACUGAUAUGGUUUUCAGGCCAUACGUAUAUUUAACUAUGUGACUGAGCAUUAUCAUUAGUUUGAGUAUAUAAUUUAUUCUUCUUCUGAAUAUGUUAGAUAUGCUAAAUAAACCAUUACAAAUAAAUUAUAACAGGUGCGUUUGAAUUUGAAAUUAGUUAUUAUUGUAUAAUACCAUAGUAUAUAUAAAAUAAUAACACAGAAAUGAAAUAAUAUGAAUACAUAUGCGGGAUUUGUUACGACGAGAAAAUGGGACGCACGUCUGUCUCACGCACGAACCAUGCAAUAUACUCCAUAUACUUUGUCAUCUCCAUUACACUAAGUUAUCAUGUGCUAAAUUAUUACAGGUAUAUUAUUCAAAGUGAAAUAAUAAUAUAAGAUAGUCAUCUAUUAUGAGUUGCAGUUAAUCGUGUACACUACAUGGGGAUUAAGCUAAACUCCAACCAUGUGAUAAUUGGUCAAAAAAAUAAACGGUCGACACAAAGAUAAAAUAAAAUUUUCAAUAGAGGCGUUACAAGACCGACCAUAGAUUAAUUUAAAAUAAUACUUAUAAUCAUAUACGUUGAACAUUCACUCGUAUCUCAUCUAAAAUCAAGAUCUUUUCAUAAAAUUAAAAACUUCAUCAAAUUAAUCAGUAUCAAAUUUUUAAUUCUUACUUAAACAAUCCUGGUUUUAACAAAUACUUAUAAAUUUACGUUGAGAUCUCUAACGAUGAAAUUAGGAUAUAUAUAUAGUUUAUUUUAUUUGUUUGGGAAACGAAAAAGAUAAAUAAAUCAUUGGUAAAUCUGCAAUUAUUAAUAAAAAAUUAAAUUAUCAAAUAAAAAAUUAUAUUUUGAUUGAAAAUUAGUAUACUCCAUAUAUAUAUUAGCCAACAAGAAAACAAUAUAAUAGUAGCAAAUAGACAAAUAGUUGAACAUCUCUUAAAGAGGUAUUUCCUCAUAAUAAUAACCACAACACUUGUUGAAGCCAAGGAAAAGCCAACCUUCAUCAUGUCUGGACCAUAAGAUCAUUCGUUCUUUUUUCAUCCAACGGUCCACAUUACUCCCUUUCUCCGAUCACCGGCUUCUUCACCUGAAAAGUUCCACAAGAGAGAGAGAGAGAGGGUUUCGGAAUCAACCGGAGGGAAAUGAGUUUCUAACGUUCGUUUAAAUUUUGCUUUAAACGGUUCAAAACUUCAAAACGAAUUGCAGAAGAAGAAGCUUUAAAGAAAAAAAAAACAGAUCAAGAACAGAGAGAGAGAAAUAGAGAGAUUACUCUGUUUUCAGCUAAAAAGAAAAAAAAAAAAGAUGGAGAAUUUGUCGAAUCCAGAUGAAAACGAAGACGCCAGUUAUCAUCAAUCACCACGAUCCAUUGACCAAAAUGAUCAAUCAGCAUCAGAAACUCCGGUUUACUCGAGCAUGAGCAUAGACUCCUUUGUUUACCCUCGGACAUGUUCGGAGAGUACUUCAGGCUUUUCAGACCAAAUAGAUCAUGAAACCAACAGCUUCUGUAGUGACGCUUCCCCCUCUGACUGGCCUGUCCUAACGGAAUCCAAGAGCUCCAAAUGUCUCUCUACUGGUUUAGAUAUGCAAUCAAAUGAAAAUCUUCAAGUCCAAGAAAUCUCAGAAGCAGAGCUAGAGACAAUGAAGGAAAGAUUCUCAAAGCUACUGCUUGGAGAAGAUAUGUCAGGAAGUGGCAAAGGAGUUUGCACUGCAGUCACCAUCUCUAACGCUAUUACCAAUCUUUAUGCUACAGUGUUUGGACAGAAUCUGAGGUUAGAGCCGUUAGAAACAGAGAAGAGAGCAUUGUGGAAAAGAGAAAUGAAGUGUCUUUUAUCGGUAUGCGAUUACAUAGUUGAGUUCAUCCCUAGAUGUCAGAGUCUAAGCAAUGGAACUACUGUUGAGGUGAUGGAGAGUAGACCAAGAGCAGAUAUCUAUAUCAACUUACCUGCCUUGAGAAAGCUAGAUUCUAUGCUUAUGGAAGCAUUGGAUAGUUUUCAGAACACAGAGUUUUGGUAUGCAGAAGAAGGAAGUCUAUCGAUGAAAUCUGCACGUUCUGCCACUGGAUCAUUCAGGAAAGUUAUAGUACAGAGGAAAGAAGAGAAAUGGUGGCUACCAGUUCCUCUUGUUCCUCCAGAAGGUUUGUCAGAUAUAGCCAGAAAACAACUCAAGAACAAGAGAGAGAGUACUAAUCAGAUUCACAAAGCUGCAAUGGCUAUCAACAGUAGCAUCCUCAGUGAAAUGGAGAUUCCAGACUCUUACAUGGCUACUCUCCCAAAGUGUGGUAAAAGCAGUGUUGGUGAUUCAAUCUACCGCUACAUGAGUGGUUCGGGUCGGUUUUUCCCAGAGAAACUCUUAGAUUGUCUGAACAUAGCAUCUGAGCAUGAAGCUGUUCAGUUGGCAGAUAGAGUAGAGGCUUCAAUGUACACUUGGAGACGCAAAGCUUGUCUUAGUAACUCUAAGAACUCAUGGAACCUGGUGAAAGAUCUUAUGUCAACUACAGAGCGAACAGACAAGAACUAUGUUAUGGCUGAGAGAGCAGAGACUCUGCUCUUCUGUUUGAAACAGCGUUAUCCAGAACUAUCUCAGACAUCAUUAGAUAUAUGCAAGAUUCAGUACAAUAAGGAUGUAGGAAAAGCAGUGUUGGAGAGCUAUUCAAGGGUACUUGAAGGCUUAGCUUUCAACAUAGUUGCUUGGAUUGAUGAUGUUCUCUAUGUAGACAAAACCAUGAGCGGUAGUGAAUAAGUUUUUAAGAUUUCCGUCUGAGGUUUUCUGUGUUUUUUCGUUUCCUUCUGUAAAUUAAAAUCAAUGGAAAAAUCUUGAAAAAUGCAUACA
Brassica rapa (field mustard) is the source of this 2920-nucleotide messenger RNA. Its product is annotated as rop guanine nucleotide exchange factor 3. Lineage: Eukaryota; Viridiplantae; Streptophyta; Magnoliopsida; Brassicales; Brassicaceae. Gene Ontology annotation, molecular function: guanyl-nucleotide exchange factor activity. The record is from RefSeq and is a predicted model, not a curated record.